Messenger RNA from Mercenaria mercenaria, 729 nucleotides. RefSeq names its product piggyBac transposable element-derived protein 4-like. The transcript has a single exon. Lineage: Eukaryota; Metazoa; Mollusca; Bivalvia; Venerida; Veneridae. Bases 1 to 729 code for a protein of 242 amino acids. The record is from RefSeq and is a predicted model, not a curated record.
AUGAAGGAAGUUAUGACGUGUAAUCGUUACCAGAAACUGAACCAGUACUUACACGUGUCAGACAGAGCCACAGAGCCAGCCCGUAACCAGCCUGGAUAUGAUAGACUCUAUAAGGUUAGGCCAAUUAUUCGUCAUGUGUCGGCAAACUUCCUAGACCGUUACACGCUAAGUCGAGAAGUCGCAGUGGAUGAAGCAAUGGUGCGGUACACUGGGAAACUUUCUUUCAAGCAAUACAUGCCAGCAAAGCCAAUCAAGAGAGGCGUGAAAAUAUGGAUGGCUUGUGCUUCGAACACGGCGUACUUGUCACGUUUCGACAUUUAUUUAGGAAGGAACAAUAAUCAAACUGAACAUGGUCUCGGUUACAAUGUGGUACGGAAACUUACAGACAAUCUUCAUGGGUCAAAUAGACAUAUUUACUUUGACAAUUUCUUUACGGGCAUUCCACUCAUGCAAGAUCUGUUACAGGAUGGACUUUAUGGCUGUGGCACGGUGCGUACAAACAGGAAAGGCUUUCCUACAGAAGAGAAAAAACCAACUAGUGUAAAAGAACGUGGACAGUUCCUAAUUAUGCAAAAGGGUAAUUCCAACCUCACUGCUACAUGUUGGAAAGACAACAGACUUGUCCAUCAUCUUGCCACGAAUUGUGACGAAUCUGAAGUAAACAUGACUACAAGGAGGAGUGGUCCUAAUGUUCUUGCUCUUCGUCAGCCUUCCACUGUUAACAAAUAA